Molecule: messenger RNA, 3437 nt
Organism: Paramuricea clavata
Lineage: Eukaryota; Metazoa; Cnidaria; Anthozoa; Malacalcyonacea; Plexauridae
Source: the annotation of a GenBank genome assembly
AUGGCUACGAACUUGCCAUUUCCAACAUUCAAAAGUACAGGAGACGACAAGCACGACAUGGAGAUCUUUGAAGAAGAUUUAAAAGAUUACUGUAUGCUAAAUAAUUGGUAUGACCUGUCAAAGUCAACCGAAGAAGAAAGAUGGAUCAAAGCUGACAAAGCAAUAGCUUGCCUUCGAGCAUGUCUUACACCAUCAGCAAGAACUGUAUACAAAUACAGCUUAGGUCUUAGCGAAGCAGAGCAAAAGAAGCCUCAUUCAGUACUUCAAGCAUUGCGAGAAUAUUAUGGCGCAAGUAUUGGAAUCUCGGGGAACGGCAAAAGUUUCUUCGCUUACUGCAACAAGACGCUGAAUCAAUAAGUUCAUGGGAGUCCCGUAUACGAAAUCAGAGUGCUCAGUGUGAAUACGAGAGUUUUGAAGACGAACUCAUGCGAGACCAGUUCAUAUCAGGCUUAGCAUCAGAACAACUCCGUGUUAAGCUCAUCGGCAAAGGUGACAGACAUAAGGACGGUGAACGAGCGAAGGUUACCCUGCGAGAAGUUGUCGAAGUUGCUAAAACAUUUGAAGCAACGACAGCGACAAAUCAACUCAUGAAAACGGCCAGAGAAACACAAGUGUAUGAACAAGUCAAUUAUAACAAUAAUACGAAACAAAAGCAAUCGAACCGCAACCCGUGUUUUUGGUGUAGUGGUCAACAUAAGCAAACCCGUCAGAGAUUCUGUCCAGCGUAUUCGAAAAGAUGCAACCAAUGUGGCACACUCGGACAUUUUGCCAGAGCUUGUAGAAACGCUGGAAACGUCCCUGGAAGCGUCGAGAGUCGAAAACCAUACAUGCAACUGCAACAACAACAAUAUGCAAAUCAAGUUGAAGUCGAAGAUAAUUAUGUAAAUGAAGAAUUGUUCAUGACAGAUCACGAUAUGAACAAACAAGAAAAUGCACGAAAAUUCUUCGCACAUCUAACCGUUGUCAAAACCAAUCGAUCAAAGGUUGUCAAAGCACAAAUCGAUUCAUCGUCAACGUGUAAUACUAUCCCUGUGAACAUUCUACAUCAACAUUUCCCGAACAUUAAAAUUGAGAAAACCAAAGCUGUGAUCCAGACAUAUGGAGAUCAACAGAUAAAACCAAAGGGCAAAGUGACUUUCUGCUGCGAAAGGAAAGGAAAAUUGCAUCUACUUGAUUUCCUGGUAGUCGACGUACCUCGUGGAAAACCGCCAUUGUUGAGUGGUCGAGACGCAGAGAUCCUGGGAUAUUUGGAUAUUCAUGCAGAUGAGAUUCAUUCCGUGAAUGAAGUAAAAACGGACAAGAAUUCAAAUGUGCAUAAUCAGAAAAUCCAGAAUGAACAGCUCAAUCAUCAGAAUUCAGAGUGCAAAGUCCAGCAAGCAACAUCCAGGGUCAAGAAAGUGUGCGUCAAAGAGCCCAACCCCUUCACAAGUCCAGCAAAAUUCCACAAUUGGGGGAGUUAACAAAAGAAUUUGUUCUAGAGCAUUAUGAUAAAGUAUUCCAACCAGGAAAAGGAAAUCCGUUGGGUGCACCCAUGCAUAUCGAGAUGGAUCCCGACAUUCGACCAGUACAUGCUCCUCGACGACAUAUUCCCGUUGCAAAGGUACAGAGAGUUAAUGAAGCAUUGGAGAAGCUCUGCGAAGGACGUGUUAUAGUUCCAGUCACACAACCAACGAACUGGUUAUCGAACAUGCUGAUAACAGAAAAGCCUAAUGGAAAACUCCGAAUAUGCAUUGAUCCAAGUCAGACAAUAAAUAAAGCAAUAAAGCGUCCAAUCUACACUAUUCCAACAAUCGAAGAAAAGCUUCCAUUUCUUACUAAAGCGAAAGUGUUUACAAUUGUUGACGUGUCAGAGGCGUUCCACAACGUAGUUUUAGAUGAACUCUCCUCUUUACUUACAACAUUCCAAGGUCCAAAUGGACGCUAUAGAUAUCUGCGCAUGCCAUUUGGAAUCUCAUCUGGUCCGGAAGAAUACCAACGAAGACAGCGAGAAUUUCUGGAGGGCUUGGAGGGUGUCAUAAACAUCGCUGAUGACAUUUGCAUUUUUGGAUGUGGAGAUACAGACGAACAAGCAAGUAAAGAUCACGAUAAGAACUUAAUUGCAUUACUGGACCGAUGUAGCGAACGUGACCUGCGAUUAUCAGCCAAGAAAAUCCAAUUCAAAGCAACUUCGGUCUCUUUCAUGGGACACAUCCUCACCGACAAAGGCGUUGCCCCUGGCCCAUCCAAAGUGAUUGCUAUACAAGAGAUGCCAAAGCCUGUCGACAGAAAUGGAGUUCAACGUUUCUUGGGAAUGUGUCAAUACCUGUCGAAGUUUUGCCCAAAACUGAGUAAGAUUGUCUUACCAUUGCGAGAUCUAACUAGAAUCAACGUAGAAUUUAUAUGGACAGAUGUUCACGAAAGCGCUUUCAACUCGGUGAAAGAUUUCAUUGCAUCCAGCACUAUUCUGCAGUACUACGAUGUCACGCUACCUGUAACCUUGCAAGUAGAUGCUUCAGAUGAAGCAAUUGGUGGGGUUUUACUUCAGAACGGGAAGCCAGUGUGUUUUACGUCGUAUACUCUUGAUUCAACUGAAAGAAACUACGGGCAGAUUGAGAAGGAGUGUCUGGCCAUCGUUACUUGUAUGAGCAAAUGGCACCAAUACCUCUACGGGAAGAAAAGCAUCCUCGUUCACACAGAUCAUCAGCCACUGGAAACAAUCUUCCGAAAACCGUUAAGUAAAGCACCUAGACGACUUCAGCACAUGAUGCUCAAGUUGCAACAGUACCAUUUCUCGGUCCAGUACAAAAAAGGGAAGGAGAUGUAUAUAAAUGAUACACAGACACAAGAUGGCGGAUGGUUAUGAAAGUGUGAGCUCCCUAUCUUGUUCGAUUUCUCAACAAAAAACCAACGUAGUUUGCCCAGAGAUUUCAAAAUCCACUUUCUUAUAUACAAGUGAAGGCAAUUUAUUUUGGAAGGGAGAUUUUGAGUGCUUGAAAGAAUUCAUAGAAGGCAAAAUAAAAUUGAGUGGUAGAUGGCUGUCGCCUGGUGGGGAAGCAAAGAAAUUUGUUAAUCAAAAUUUCUCCCUGAAAUGGCAGGGACCAAAGAGCAAAAGAUUAUCGAUCCUUGAAGACGACGAAGACAAAUACUUGGAGACGUGUCUCGAAGGAUUUGCACGUACAGCGAACAUUGAAUUCAAUGACAAACCCAAAACGUCCAUCGUCGAACACGUGCUUGCUCAUGUUGUUGUCCCCGAAGGCGAAAGCAAAGUAUCAACAUGUGACAAUUGCAAGGACAUGAAACCUGAAAUAGAUCGCAUAAUGUCGAUGUUUACGAAGUUACAGUUGAAGCAAGAUGAAGAAAGUCAACGAGCGGGUGAAUCCGAGGCGAAAGUCGAAAGUUUGGUUUCAGAACAUAUUUCCAAGAUGGCGACCGAAAUCGAAUCGCUAACUCUGCAAUAA